Molecule: messenger RNA, 605 nt
Organism: Asparagus officinalis (garden asparagus)
Lineage: Eukaryota; Viridiplantae; Streptophyta; Magnoliopsida; Asparagales; Asparagaceae
Exons: 2
Coding region: 49-390 (113 amino acids)
Source: RefSeq, a predicted model, not a curated record
ACGCACGCAUACAACAACUUAGUAGUGAGAGAGAGAGAGAGAGAGAGUAUGGCAGAUCUUAACAAGCAGUCAUUCUCGAUAUUUUCUCUCAUCCUAGUGAUGAUUAGUAUUGGUGCUUUCGCUCGAGCGGAGCAAUGUGAGGAUCAAAUUGAGGACCUGGUGAGCAAAUGCGGUCAGUAUGUGCAAUGGAUUGCAUCAAGGCCGGAGGAUGCUUCAAGAGAUUGUUGUGCUGUGGUGAAGAGAGCGGAUGUGAAGUGCGUAUGUGAUCAUGUCACGGAGGAAGUUGAGAUGGCUAUUGAUAUGGAUAAAGCGGUGGCUGUUGCUGCUAAGUGUGGGAGGCCAAUUCCUCCGGGAACACAAUGUGGAGCUUAUCGUGUUCCUCAUGAAUGAGCUCCAAAGAGGAAGACACUGAAAUGGAUAGUAUUAGCAUUAUAUUAAUUCGUACCAAAUGGUAUCAAAAGUCUUAGGUGAGAAAUUGUAUCCGAACAUAUAUAGUAUUGAAAUUGGUAUCUCUAUUAUCUCUUACGAUUGUGAGAAGAAAGUUGGGAUGGAACAAAAACUAUGUUACAAUGAGUUCUCCAAUAUUUUCUUAGUCUUUCAUCAGA